UACCACUUAGUUAUACAGUUAGACUGUAAGUAGAGUCGAUACCCACAGCACACCGCGGUCACAGCGCAGGUGGCACAGUGGAUUUGCAAUCCGUGUCUUACUUUUCUCGUUUGCGUAAUGUGCUUCAGUGUGAUUGCACAAACACUCUGCACUUCAUGGAAUCAGCAGUCUGUAGUAGCUGAAGCGGAGCAGUCAGUCGGCUGGAGGCCGCUUAAAAUGUAGAAGCGGAGCAGGAGGGCUUAUCGUCAUGUUUGGCUGCUGUUGGCCAAUAGUUUGUGUUUUCGUGGUGGUGAGUGAGUCUCUGCGUUCAGUGCACGCAGGGGGCUCGUCAGGGCGGGGUGGCUAACCGGAGGAAGACAAUAGGCCAGCUGCAUAAAGUAACCAGCAUUUGAUUAGACAACAGCGGAAGUUGCCCAACUUUGCCACAAAAAUAAAAGGACUGGGUAAUUCUUUUUUGCGUUUCUAGCCCUCUGUUUACCUUGAUCUGAUGGUCAAAAUGUACACUCCACUACACGUAAUAUAUGCUGUGGAAGUUAUUAAGUUCUACAGAUGUGAAUCACAUAAGUUUCUUACCAGCUCUAUACAGAACUUAAUUAGAUCAAUUGCUUCUCUUGUUUUUAUGGUGGGGAUUGGACAACAUCUUUUUGCAAACCAAGUGUAUCUGACUAAAGCUGUUUGAGAGAGGCAAACAAAAACUGGAACAGCCCUCCACCUUGAUCUAAACUGCAUAGAAUAUAGGCAUGUAGACGUAGCUUUGUACUAUUCACAGUUCAAAUUAACUCGCAUUUAUCUUAGUCUGGCCCUUGAGAAAAAAGGAAGCACCCAAUAGUACCUCGAAACUUUGGUCAUAUGAGGAUCUGCCAUAUAAACAGAAAAUAAGGAAAUACAUGAUGGGCCUGCUUUAAGCUUUUGCCAUUAUUUGGAAGCAAAACAGCCAAAUAAUCUUCGGUCCCAGCUACUUUAAUUUGUUUUUGCUAAUAAUAAAUUAAACCUAUUUAUUUGGUCAGACAAAUCAGGUAAUGAUUUGACUACUUUUAAAAUAUUAAAACAUUUCAUAAACAAAACUGAAUAGUUUAUAUCAUUUUCAGAUUUACGAUCAAAUUUCAUUCACAUGAUAUGUGAAGGAAAACUAGCAAUGACUAACAGCCACUGUGUAGGGUUAUUAAGAGCAGAAAAUUAUUUUGCAAGUAAAAUAUUAGGUGCAAAAAAUGUAAUUGGAACAGAGCGGGCACUGACAUUUAUUUUGAAAUUAGUGACCGGAAGUCGCCGUGUUGCCGUUGUUAUUCGCGCGAUAAUGCUGUGCAGAGCCUGCGAAGGAAAGCGAGCUGGCUGCCGAGGAGUGUCGGGGAGUGAUGUUCCAGAUAUUUACCUUUUCCGCUUUCCUGGAUCAAUAUUAGCCACACCACCGCCAUGCCGUAGACACAGCGCCGGGGGUUUCGAUGAAGCCUAACGGGGACUGCAGCAGGGAGGACGCGGGGCGGCUGUAACCUAGGGAAGAGGAGGAUGUACUGGGCUGCUGGUUUCGCCUCUUCCCGGCCGUGUGUUGUUGAACUGGGGCGGAAUCACAGCCUGCCCAUCGGGCUGUGCGGCUCCGAGCAGCAGCAGUCGUUGUAUGGCUAUAUCAUCGCCUUUCCUCUGCAGGAUUACGGAGGCAUCAUGUCGGUUUUGGGCUCGGACUCCUGGUGGAAGAAGACCCUGUACAUCACCGGGGGGGCCCUGCUGGCUGCUGCAGCCUACCUACUGCAUGAGCUGCUCGCCAUCAGGAAGGAGCAGGAGUUGGACUCCAAAGACGCCAUCAUCCUCCAUCAGUUUUCCAGGCCAAAGAAUGGUGUGCCCAGCCUCUCGCCCUUCUGCCUCAAAAUAGAGACGUACCUGCGGAUGGCGGAUCUGCCCUACCAGAACUACUUUGAUGGGAGGCUAUCGCCGCAAGGUAAGAUGCCCUGGAUCGAGUACAACCACGAGCAGGUGUCGGGGUCAGAGUUCAUAGUGGACUUCCUGGAGGAGAAACUGGGCGUGAACCUCAACAAGAACCUCACCCCGCAGGAGAUAGCCGUGUCCCGCGCUGUCACCAAAAUGGUUGAGGAACACCUCUACUGGACAAUAGCCUACUGCCAGUGGGUGGAUAACCUGGAGGAAACGCAGAAGCUGCUGGCGAUGAGUGGGCCUCUGAGUGACACGCUGAAGUGGAUGCUGAGCCACCUGAAUGGCGGCAUAGUGCGGAGGGAGAUGUACGGCCACGGCAUCGGACGCUUCUCCAAGGAGGAGGUCUACACGCUGAUGGAGAAGGACAUGAGGACACUGGCCACUCUACUGGGAGAUAAGAAAUACUUCAUGGGCUCUAAGAUGUCAACAUUAGAUGCUACAGUGUUUGGGCAUCUAGCUCAAGCCAUGUGGACUUUACCUGGAACACGACCAGAGCAACUUAUCAAAGGAGAGCUGAUCAACUUGGCCAUGUUCUGCGAGCGGAUGCGGAGGAGGUUCUGGCCCGAGUGGUUUGUUGAGGUGGAGGAUUUUUACUACGACGGAGACAGCGAGAGCAGCAGCGGGGGCACCCCCACGGGCCUGCUGGACUUCGGCCUCUUCUCCAGGACUGACACGCUGGACGACAGCGAUGGCAGCAGCCACUCAGCCGGACGCACGCACACACAUUCCCCCGACUCUGACCGCUCGCUAUUUGAUUCGGACGUGGGCACGGGGUCUGACAAUGAUGCUCAGUUUAAAGAGGAGUCAAUGCCAGACCUGGAAGUUUGACCUUGGCAGACUGAGACUGACCGAAGGCUGGAACAGUCGGUGCUACAGGCUGCUGUGUGGUUUUGCUUUAAUAAAUCUGGCUGGAACGAUGUGUCCAAGCAACAGCUCGCACACGGCUGAAAGAACUAUUCCAGCUCCUCUACCUGUAAUGCCCAGCAUGUUACAACUUCCCAGUGGGCAGACUGGACGUUUGUAUGCAGACGAUGCAAAAUAAACCUUACAAAACAUGCAACUGUACAGUCAGUUCCCUCCCGUAACGUCAGAACUGUCCCUGUGACAGUUCCUCUUUGCCUUAUUUGUCUCAUCCUAAGAUGCAGAAGCUAGCGCGAAAGGUUAACACACAAAGGAAGCAUCUCACGAAGAGCGCGUUGGCAACAGAAGAGUGCUACAGACAUGACAGGUGGCACUUCACUUGCUAUGAAAUGAUGCAACUAAUCACCACUCUGCCGUGUGUCAUAACGCACAAAACCACUGAAACAGGUGGAGAUUAAAAAAGGAACAGCUGCCAUGUCUCUGCUGUUAGCCAUCCGUGUGCCGAGGAGUAAACACAGAUGACAUUGAGCAUCAGUCCGUGCAUUAAGUUGACCCUAAAGUCAUUUUCCUCAUGCUCCCUCAUGCUUCUGUAUGUGGUGAAAAAAAAAAAGUAAUUCAAUCAUUCUGUCUGAAACCCCAGAUACACUUACUGUAUAGGCCUGUUGAACGGAAAUCAGGAGGUAAGAUUUGUGCCUGUUUCUUCUGCAAGUUAUCAUCCUAUUUUCUGCCCAGUAAGUCAUUAUCUGCCUGCACUUUGUUAUUGUUGAACUUGGAGAGUUGGGUUGUUUGUUUUUUUUUUUGUUGUUGUUGUUGUUGUUGGUGUUUUGUUUUCGUUUUUUGUUUCUUCCAAACUUCUUAUGGUCUUAUUGAGGAGCUGCAGUUCUUGUAUUUGACCACUAGAUGGAGUCAGCAGUCCGCCUGUUGCCUUCUACAUCAAGGUCACUCCAGCCUAAGGACCUGCAGUACAUUUAACACAAGAAAUUUCCACUUCUUUGCUAAAUCUCCCAUUCAUACCUAACAUGUGUGUGUGCAUGUGUGAGAGAGAGAGAGAGAGAGAGAAAUACUGCAUACUGCAACUUAGCGCAGCAACAACUCACCCUCAGCACUCAGAACAUUAAAACAAAUGGGUGAAACUCCUCUGCGACAGUUUUUUGUUGUGAUAUAAUUUAUUAUCAGUGCCACUUGAUAUUAUUCUUUCUAUAGUAAUUUAUUUUUUGUUAAAUAUAUACAUAUAUUUAAUGUUAUUUCUUUUUCUUAUUGCUCUCAAAGAGAGAUCUUAAUUUGCACUAGUGGAAAUUUAAUUUUCACCUCAUUUCAGUCGGAGGAGUCAGCUGUGAAGGCACAGAAUGGAGACUGAAUGACGCUGAGCGUUACGAUAAAGAUCAGGCUGCAGUGGACUGUGCUGCUCAUGUCGGCUGCGCGUAUGCGAAUGUUACCGGGUGUGAAUGUCAUCAGUGAAGCAGCUGAUAAAGUGUUUGCAGACCGGACUGAGUCAGAAUACCAAAUGAAAAGGAAGCGACUAUAGCUCGGUGGAAAAUCUUGAUUAAAAUGUGGACCAAAGUGUCUGGGCCGGGGGGAGCGUUCGUUUUUGUCUGUCACGUUAAGCUCGCUGGAAGUGCUCGUAAUGGAAAUGUGAUGGCUUUAAAAACUGACUAUGGUACAUAAAAAGUAAGUGUGACUUGCAUUAAAGGGUCUACAAACCCUGAUUAUAAACCUUUUUUCUUUCUCCUCACGAGUGGCACUAAACCCUGCAGAUAGUUUUGUUUUGAAUUCUCCAGGCUUGGAGAUGUCUCUCUUCUUAUUUCACUCCACAAGAUUAAUGGAGUUUCAUUUUAAUUCCUGGAAAAAUUAAAAAAUCUUCAUUCAAUUUGCUGGAUAGAUGGUCAGAGUCAAAUUCAUUAGUUUCAGUGUCACAAAAAGAAGAAUAAAUAAAAAGUAAAGGAACCAAAAUAUGAGAUAUGAGAUGGUUAAUUUAAACACUUAUUAGCCUAGAGUCUUACAGUGCAAACAGCUUUCAUAGGUUAUAUUCACAUGUUGGCAAAAAAGGCCCAAACCAGAUUCAUUUGUUAAAUACCACUCGUGUUUCUUCACAAAAGCACAAAUCACAGGAAUCUGCUUUCUUUUUUUCAAUUCUUUCAUAUGGAGCCCUGAAAUGCAGUUUGUUAUUCAGUGAACAUCAGAAUCCAACCACUCCGGGCUCCAACGCUGCCUCCACGCCUCUAUAUGAAGCUAGGAGUUACUGUACCACUGUACCGUCCUCUCUGAUUAGCCGGCCUCUUCUGCGCAUCAACUUAAAGCGAAUGGCAAACAGAGUUUUUCGGCAUCGUGGCCGUCCCGUGUAAAAGUACGAUGCAUGGGACGCUGUUCCUUACACAUGCAUCUCACUGUGUUUCUGUUAUUGGCUAAGAGAGGAAUGCAAAAAAAAAAAAGUACCAAACAAACUGAUCUGAGGAUUAAACCAGAAUUUUUGCGCAGUGGCUUAGAGUGCGAACCCAGCCUUUAGAAGUCUGUCACAAAAAUCAUUUGACUUGUAAAUCAUUCAAAUCAUCUGUUAAUGUUAAAUAUUAAAGCUAGAUGAUCUUUGAUUUUUGCAUGUUUUCGAAACAUUUUUGAACAUAUUUUACCUGUCACCAAAAAAUUGAGUCUUUUUUGAGCAACUAUCAGAUUUCUGCAGAAUUAUUUAAAGCUGUUAGUAACUUCUUUUUUUUCAGAAAAGGAUCACAUUAUUUUUCUAAAGUGAACAGAGUCGUGUUGCAUUUUUCCCUCAGAUCUACAAAGAGGCACAGCAUCUCUCCGGUGAUUGUUUUGGUUGCGCAGGCUGCAACUUAACUGCUUUUUGUAAAGUCUCACUGCUCUCAUUAGUGUCAUUCUCAGAAGCAGCUGGCAGCUUUUUAGCUCUAGACAAACUGCUUAGCACCAUAUGACACUAAUAAUGACGGGAACUUGCUGGUGAUCAUAAUUGAGCUUAUUUAGCAAGUAAAGAGCUAAAAUUUCCUUCAGAAGUUGGAGACCAAACCACUGAUAAAUUUGAGUGAGUACUGUAGACAGCCAGGAAUGCCAAUUGAACAACAAUGCUCUAAAUCUCUCUGAUGAGCAAGUGUAUAGAGAUAUAUAUAUAUAUAAUAUACUGUUAGCUUACUGGAUUAAUAUUAAACAUGUCCACCUUUCUAAUAAUGAGUUUAUGUUGGUAAUCUGUGUGAGCCAAAAGCUCAGGGUUCAGACUGCUCUUAAUGCUCCGUUUUAGACAUUUUUUCCACUCUUGGCUCUCACUGCGAUCAAUGAGGGGUUAUCCCUAAUAGCUUUGGCAGUGGGAACAGAAGCCGACCCACCAGCUGUUCAAACCUGUUGUUUGUGAGAGGCACCCAAUCAGAAGAAAUUUGUUUUUAAUGUAUAAGAGGUAAAAGAGCUUGUUUCGGACAGAGGCCGGACUGAGGGAGGCACUGUAGAAGAUACAUAAGGUUUAUUUUUAAAACUAUUAAGUGGAAGUGAGAGCGGCAGUUCACUUUAAAUAAGAAAAAAAAUCCAUCCAUUUCCAUCCUUAUGAAGUAAAAGUUGAUAUCUCAAAACCUGGUCAGGGAAAACCAAAACUGUCUGCAUGUCUGUGUAUCAUCUGAGGAGAUGACUUUAUGGGUUUUUUUUGUUUGUUUCGGGGGAACAAUCCUGGGUAGGUGCCCAAAGGCCAGAGAUGAACUGAGACUCAGGUUGUAGAAACAACCUUCUUCCAUCAUGUCGUCCUGUGGUUUGCAUUCCGACCUGAUCCGCACCAGCCUUGGUUGUGUGCUUCUCAGUCGCCUCAUCCAGUCUGGGCAUGAUAUUACAGUACAGUUGGACUGCAUUAAUCAAGCCAUAUUAAAACUAGUUGUCUUGUUAUUGGAACCACGUCAUAGCGUUUGCUGCUGGUGUAAUGUAAAUAUUGUAUGUGUGACAAAGUGCAUCAUACUGUAUGUAGAGCUGACUGACUGAUCAAACUACCUGUGGCAGUCAUACAAACUGGAGUGACUGGAUGAUUUCAAUAAAGACUAGCUGUGACAAUUUUAA
Molecule: messenger RNA, 6822 nt
Organism: Oreochromis niloticus (Nile tilapia)
Lineage: Eukaryota; Metazoa; Chordata; Actinopteri; Cichliformes; Cichlidae
Gene: faxcb
Product: failed axon connections homolog, metaxin like GST domain containing b
Exons: 6
Coding region: 1504-2751 (415 amino acids)
Cellular component (GO): cytoplasm
Source: RefSeq, a predicted model, not a curated record